Caenorhabditis auriculariae is the source of this 6617-nucleotide messenger RNA. NCBI's taxonomy places the organism in Eukaryota, Metazoa, Nematoda, Chromadorea, Rhabditida, Rhabditidae. The record is from the annotation of a GenBank genome assembly.
AUGGAGCACGUCGAGGACACCAAGGGAAACAACGGAGAUAAAGGCGAAUCUUUGAAUGAAUUGAUGUUGAUUUUUCGCGCAGAAAUUUGUCUUUAUUCCUUUUUCAGUUUCCUCUGAGCUCCUUAGGAACGGCAGAGAGGUCCCUAGAAGGGUUGGGGUUGGAAAAAACCCCUACAGGGGACAAAAUAGGGAUCCCUAGAGGGCUUUGAUUUAGGUGGUCUUUAUAGGAGUUCAGGUUCCGAUCCUAAACCUCUAAAGUUCAAGCGGUCCCUUUCCUUCUAAAUUUUUGUUCUGUUUUGAAAAGACGUACUAAAACGACUUAUAGGGAAAACUAGCAUUCUCCCCUUGAAUGGCCACUUUUUUAAGCUUUAGAAAGCCCUACGGGAAAAGGUAAGAUUCCCUGAUUCCAAUCUGAGAGAGCCCUCAAGGUUGCCCCUCUAGUGAUCACUACAAAUUAGGUGGCCCCUUUAGGAGUUUUGGUUCUAGUCCUCUCAACCUUAAGUGGUCCCUAUAGCGGCCUUUUGAAUUUUUUUCAAUAAUUUUAAACCAAUUUUUCCUUUUUGUUCAGUGUUCCGAUUUUUACGUUAGAAAAAAAUAUGGAGGCCAAAAAUUAAAUAAGACAUUUCUGCACGAAAAAAAUUGAGACGAUAAAGUGAAAAUGAAGUAAUUUUCUAAGAAAAAAGCGAAAUUCGAGACUUUACAAGCUUUUAAGGAGGAACUUUUAUUAUUCUGUAUAAUUUUACUCAUUAUUAUAAUCCUUCUUAAACAGGAAUCAUGAGAGUGACGAAUUUGCGACUGAUUUGGCACGCCUCCAACAUGCCACGAAUCAACAUCACCAUCGGCUGGAACUGCAUCACAGGCGUUCAGAGUCGCCAGGCGUCCUCCGUACGUCUUCGGAUCAUCUUCUCCGACUUUCCGAGUUUCAGAGAGUCCGCGGAUCGGCCUGUGAAGCCGUCUACGUCCUCGCCAAGGUCGCCUCCUCGGCCACCAAGUUCGAGUUCAUCUUCACCACCACGAAUACUUCGGUUCGUUUGAAUGUCGCCGAGGGGGCUUGUUGCGGUCGCGUCGCGGUUUUCCACGCAAAGAAUUAGAAAAAGAAGGGGUUUUACUUAGAAAUGCCGGAGUGGUCCCUGUAGUGCGACCUAAGGGACUAUUUGAAGGCUCCUCUCUAGGGACCACUUUACCUCUUUUUAUAGAUGACACUAAAGCUUGCAAAAGUGGCCACUCUAGGGGUUUUAGCCCAUGCUUCCUUUUAUCUUUCUAAUCACAAAAAAAAAUAAAGAGACAGUUUUGGACUUAUAACUGAAGUCAAACGUCAGCCAAUUUUUUACCUUUUUUUUUCUUUAAUGGUUUUUUGAAAAUUUAUUAAUUUUUAACGGUUUUGCACCUUUAGCUAAAUUGGAAAAAGAUAAAAACUAUAAAUUUUGCCGAAAUUUUGUUUGAUCCUAAAACUUCGUCAAAAUCCGCAGCCACGCUAAUAAAAGAAACAAUUUUUUUCAUUUCUCCGUUCUCAAUAUUUUCUGAGAAACAAAAAUUCCGAUUUUUUGAUAUUUUUCUUAUUUCCCUCAGUUUUUGAGCCAUUUCUUGAUUAUCGAUUCUUCAACGACAGUUUUUCUGGUCAAUGAAAAAAAUUUUUGUUUUUUUAUUCAUUAACCUUUGGAAACAAGUUGUUUAACAACAAAAUUUUUCAGACGCAUUCUCGCCUUUUCACCACGAUCAACUCACUCCACCGCGCUUAUGAAACGACAAAACUUUACAGGUUUUGAUUGAAUCCUAAAAAGUUAAAAUGAAAAAUAGAUUUGAAGAGAAUUAAAAAUGCGCGGCUCUUUGAUUGAAGACGACGGAAGUCUGAGGCUUCUGCCCCAGGAAUACCUCUGUGAGCGGGUCAAAGGCGUUUGGAACCUCUCGACCGAUCAGGUUUCUUCUUUAUUCAUUCCUUUUUUGAUAUUUUAUUGACAAGGUUUCUUCACUUUUCCCCGCAAAACAAAUUCCUGAACAUUCUGCCAGAAUUCUCGCAAGUCGUUUCUUCUCCAAUGUUGAAAUAUUUACUAGCUCAUUUUACAAGGCGUUUUCCGCCCUAAAGAAAACGGGACAAGCUGGCGCAGAAUCGGCUAUAUGGGACUUUUCAGGGAAAUCUGGGCGUUUUCGUAAUAACGAACUGCCGAGUCGUGUGGUACGCCGAACUGAACCCCCUGUACAACGUCUCAGUUCCCUACUUGACCCUCUACUCGUGCCGAAUCCGCGAAUCCAAGUUCGGACUCGCCCUCGUUCUGGAAACGACUUCCUCGGUUCUUUUUUCUCUUUUGAUCCGAAAGAUAAGUUAAAAAUCAUAUUCCUAAAUAGGACCUAAUCACUUUUUCUCAAGCUUUUUAAAAUCCUAUGAAAAAUUUUACAUUAAUGUGUUCAUUUCUAACUGAAACAGACCUCAAAUUUGAAGUUACUGGGAAUAUUUCCAGUGAAAUCUCUUCUCGUUAGUUCUAGCUCAAGAAAAAAGAAUGAAAUAAUUGCGAAUAAUUUCUAUAUAAAUAAUCCAGUUUUAGGACUUCUCGUUCAUCAAAAAGAAGUUUUAAUCUGAUCGGAUUUCGGAACUUUCAAGGCUCUUUCGGAAAUUAGGAAAAAAGUUUUUUUUUUUUGAAGCAACCGUAAAUUUAUUCAGUUCUGUUGCAAACUUUGAGCAGAAAGGCAAAAAAAAAAACGUAAAAAGUUUAAUCAAUUUUUUCUAGCCUGAACUAUUUUUACCUUCUUAUAAAUUUCCUGCACAUGAUUCCCGUUUCACGGAAGCCUUUUUUUUUCAAAGCCAACAAGAAUUUCGUUGAAUAUCUACAAACGAAGGGUAUGCCGUGUUCGAAGCGAUUUCCGCUUAUUUUAAGUUAUCUCUGACUCUCCAAAAUUUAGUUAUCUUCCUCCCUCUCUAACAGUUAUUUCGAAUUUCGCUUUGAAAGUUCAUAUAAAUUAUAAAAGUCGAGUUUCGAUAAAACAUUUUUCUCAGAGCGGCGAGUACGUCCUCGGCUUCCGGAUCGACCCCGGCGAAAAGCUGCAAUCGACCUGCAAAUCGAUCCAAGCUCUUCAUAAAGCACAUCUUCUUAAGCCUAUCUAUGGUGUUUCCUAUGUUCGGGAGCGUGGGGUAUCUCGUGAAAUUGGAAAAUUCUGAAUAUAAAUAACGAAAACAGGCCCCGAAAGUGACGGAAGUGAAGAAUCGAGAAGAGGAGCUUCAGCCGGACAAUUUGGAGGACGACGUCGAAAUCGAGACCCACGGAGUUCGGCCCGACGCUUUUGCUGUUCGUUUCGCUGAUUUUUUUGGUCCCUCGAGGGUUUUAUUAUUUCCGUUCUGGUUUAAAAAUUGGAAAUAUAAAUUAUAUCAGUUCAUUUUCUGUUGAUAUUUGGUUAUCCACAUGGAAAUGCUUCUCAUAGGUUCAUUAAAACUGACUAGCAUGUCCCCUAUAGGGGCCACUUUCGCAAGCUCUAGUGUCCCCUAUAGAGCGAAGUAAAGUGGUCCCAAGAAGGGCUUCUAAAAAAAAUCAAAAAAAGGUGUCAAAAGACGCCCCUGUAGAUAGUGACCCCUUUGGGGUUCCGAGGCAGGCCUAAAGGCUUUUUUAAAAAUUCAUAGACAAAAUUCAUUAUUAUGCGUUGAACAGCUUUUUAAAGGGUAUUUCAAGUUCCUCAAGACUUCCUCACCAUUAAAAAUCACAGAAAAGUUCAAAAAUAUGACUUUUUCUCAAAAUUGAAUCAAAAUUCAGGCCUACUUCGACGGCGGCUGGGCGCCCUCAACUGAAGAGAAGAAACUUCCCGUUUUGAGCUCGGAACUCGGACUUUCCAUUGAACCUCUCCGUGAGGGCUUUUCCGUUCGAGACCUCUGGGAAAUUAAUGUUGAAUAAAUCUUUCUAUCUUUUUUGAAAUGAUCCUUUAUGUUCUGAAUGUCAUCAUUCAAUUCAUACCAAUGAAGGCAUUGCUGUUUUUUCCAGGAAUUUUCAAAAACUGUAAAAAUUAAGUCCAAUUGAUGGUUUCUUUAACGGACCGACUGAUGGUCGUUUUCUGUGAGACGGAGGCCGACGAUUUGCUUUUCCAGAAGGCCCUUGAAUGGACUGAAGGCUGUCCAGAUGACGUCGUUUUCUGGGUUCGUCGGAAGCCGAUUUGCAAGUGGGUGAAGAGAAAGAAUUAGUGGGAUGGUCAUUAAAACCCUAAGAAGUGAAACUAGGACAUUUUAGGACAGUAGUGUACCUUAGAACUUAGCCGACAUUGCUAAAAAAAAAAAGAUAUUUUAUGAUUUUAUUAAAAUAUUCCUUCUCUUGGGCAAAAAAGACGAUGUUCUCUCGAGAACCGGCUAAAUUCAAAACUUAAUAUUCCAGAAUCCCGUCGAUCCCGACGUCAUGGGCAGCCAAAAUUUGGGUCUUGAAACAAUUACGCUUUCGCUACGCAGAAAACGUCGCAUUGACGUAAGAAAUGCAUUUUUGUGAAGUUUUUUAUUCAUUUUUCUUCAAAAUGCUUUUCAGAGCGGCAAGAAUCGCUGGUUCUGAGAAGUCCCUGGAGGAUGUUGCUGCCAUUUUUGUAAGUUUGUUUUUAUUUCGAUUCAACUGCAAGAUAAAAUCUUAUACUUUUCUUGGCGCGACAUCGGAUUGAAUGAUGUUCCUCAGCAUAAUUCCAUUCUUCCUUUUUUUUUUUUCAAAGACUUGACCCAGCCCUGAACCAGCUAUUCUGAAAAAUAAAAUCAUAUUUUUUCCUCUUUCCGCGUUCCCUAGAAAAAAAAAAAUUUAUUCCGCUUUCCGCGCUCCGAAAAUUCGGACCGAUAUUUGAAAAUUGACCUUCGCCUAUCUUUUCUGCUGUGAUUCAAAAUAUUUUCCGUUUUCAAAGGUCACAGUAGACGGUGACGCGGUGACGACUGUCGGUUUCGCGACUUUACUCGCCCUUCUCGCCCAGUUUUGCGUCGCCGCCGAAGCAAGGGCCGUGGUUGCCGUGAAUGUGUUCGGGCCGGCCAAAGAACUCGAAAAAAGGCCUGAACAAGCCGAAGAGGACACCUUCGAUCAUCUCGAUGAGAGCUUCUCGAGUUGGUUUUUUCAUCGAAACAGAAAAAUGCAAUUUUUACGAAAAAAGUUUCAUUUUUGCAUCAGUUUGACAUUUCCAUCAUAAAUUUAGCUUCGAGAAGCGUUUUGGGAGAAUGAACUUGAAUUUUUAGUUUUUUCCCUUCUAGGAUCCAAAAAGAUUUUUUUCCGUCUUCAAGCGAAAUUUCAUUUUUUUUUUUUAUAGCCCAGUUUGCCCAUUUUAUCUACAAAAAAGGCUAAAUACCAGAUUCGGCCAACUUCGCUUCAAGACCUUUUUUGUUAUUUUUUCGCAGUUUUGUAGUGCAAGAAAAGAUGUGGUUACGGUACCUUUUUUUCUGCUGUGCUUUUGAAACUUGACUACCCUUAUUGCAGAACAUGAAUCGUGUUCAGUUCAACCAGAAACGACGCAGUUAUUUUGGAAUCUUGACAACGAUCCCGAGUAUAUAGCUCUCGGUGAGUUUUCCCGUGAUUUCAGAUGCUUUAUAAUCAGAGACGGGUCGCCCUGGGCCGACCCGAAAAGCAACCAAAUUGUCAGAAGAGCCUUUUUUCUUAAUUUCUCACACAUUUCCUACAUUUUCAUAUUCCAUUUUUCGAGACUUUUGUUUUUCUCUGCGCUCUCUUCGUCUCUUGACGAUCUUCUCGUGCUGCCGUGCUAUUUUCAUGCUUCUCGGAAUUCACCGGUGAGGGAACAGAGAGACGCAGACAUUCGGAAACUUUGAAUUUCGCGGUGCGGGCCGACCCAGGGCGGCUGCUUCAAAUCGCGGGCUGUCCCAGCGCGCCCCGUUUUCGGCUUUCUGAUAAUAAUAAUUUCUUGAUUCAGUGAUCAUGGAGAAGUUGAUCGAUGACGUCGUGGCCGCCGAAAAAUCAGUUCCAGAGGCCGAUGGAGCACAAAAAGGUUCUUCUUGAACUUUAUCACACAAAAAAAGCAAAUCGAAAGAAUCCGCUGUAUUAGAUUUUUAUGACAGUCUUUGAAAAACAUAUUUAAUCUAUCAAGAUUUAAAAGAACGAUUAAAGAAAUUUUUCAGAAUAUCUUCUCCCUGAUAAUUAUUUCGCUGAAAUGGAUCCUUUGACUCGUGAAGGUUUUUUUCAAUCGUUUCAAUUCCAAUCAAAUUACAUAACAGGUGCCAAAUCGCCGUUUUGCAAUGCAAUCGAACCAAAAAGUCAGGUAAAAUUUAACUCAGAAGAAGCGAAAUCACAUAUUUCUCGUCUCAAGUUGUUAUCUUCUAUGUACACUCGCUCAAUAUGUCGCUUUAAUUGUGAUGAUGGAGGAGAUUUAGUGGCUUUGGUAUGAAAUUGAUAUUUACCAUUCUUAUCUGGUCAAAAUAAUCUCAGGUUUAUAUCACUUCUUAGGAACUUAAGAGGGGUCUCCAUUGGGGCUACCUUAGGAUCCCUUGAUGGCUGCCCUCUAGGGAUCACUUUGCAUCCCCUAUAAGGCCACUAAAGCUGACGUGGGUUAAAAAAACAUUGAAAGACCCUAUAGGGACCCCUUGAGCUUUAGGGGAUAAGAAAACGUUUCCUCUACAGGUCUCUUUUCCCUCGGACCCCUAUAGAGGCCACUCUGGCGUUUCUAAGUCAUUCUAA